This is a messenger RNA of Rhinichthys klamathensis goyatoka, 2203 nucleotides long. It is a transcript of the gene pias2, whose product is annotated as protein inhibitor of activated STAT, 2. Lineage: Eukaryota; Metazoa; Chordata; Actinopteri; Cypriniformes; Leuciscidae. Gene Ontology annotation, biological process: regulation of transcription by RNA polymerase II; protein sumoylation. Gene Ontology annotation, molecular function: zinc ion binding; transcription coregulator activity; SUMO ligase activity. The coding region runs from base 289 to 2151 and encodes 620 amino acids. The record is from RefSeq and is a predicted model, not a curated record. The transcript is spliced from 15 exons.
AGAGACGUCACAUCAGUCCGUUAGACGGAUUGUGUUUAGCUUGUUAGCCACCAACCAGCUAACGUACUCUCUUAGCUCUCGAGCUGCUACACAAACAUUGAAGAACAGCCUCAAAAUGUCACUGCUUUCAUUACCAUCUUUUACUGCAUGAAAACGCUUUAUUAUAAUGCCUAACUGAACUUGACGACUGUUCGCUGCAGAUGCAUUUCGGUCAUUUGUUAAGGAUUUUUAAAGAAAAAAGGAUUAACACAUAAGAACAAUCAAGCAUGGACCAUGUAAUGAAGGAAUAUGGUAUCAAGUUUCCGUGUCUCAGAGCUCCAGGUACUGUUAGGUUUUGCUGGAAGGAAUAAGAGCGGUCGCAAGCAUGAACUAUUGCUGAGGGCUUUGCAUCUACUAAGGAGUGGUUGUGGUCCUGCCGUGCAGAUCAAAAUAAAGGAACUGUAUUGUCGGAGAUACCCAAGGACUUUUGAUGGUCUGCAAGAUUUGGCGGCUCUAAAGUCAAGCAUUAAAUCCUACUUUCACAUAGACAGUGACGCCACAAUUGUGAGCUCAGACCUUCCUCUGCAAACCGGCCAUUCAGACCUCCUGCAGCAGCAGCAGAUGAGCUGCGAUUCACCUGUUUUACAUGAAUUAAAGCCCAUGAUGAAUAUGCAGCAGCCCACGUCGCUCAUGGCUCCGGUCCACCCGGACGUGCAGAUGAAGGCCCUACCGUUUUACGAUGUGCUGGAUGUCUUGAUCAAACCAUCAAGUUUAGGGACCCAUGCCGUUCAGAGGUUUCAUCAUGAGAAGUACUUCAUAUUUGCAUUGACUCCACAACAAGUGAGAGAAGUUUGCAUUUCUCGGGACUUUCUUCCAGGUGGAAGAAGGGACUACAUGGUUCAAAUUCAGCUGCGGUUUUGUCUAGCAGAGACCAGUUGUCCACAAGAGGACAAUUAUCCAAACAGCCUGUGCAUCAAAGUCAAUGGAAAGCUCUUUCCCCUCCCUGGAUAUGCACCACCUCCUAAGAAUGGUGUAGAGCAGAAAAGACCCGGCAGACCGCUGAACAUCACAUCGCUGGUCAGGUUGUCAUCUGCUGUACCCAAUCAGAUAGUAGUCACAUGGGCACCUGAAAUAGGGAAGACAUACUCCAUGUCUGUUUAUUUGGUGCGGCAGCUGACCUCCCCACUGUUACUACAGAGAUUAAGAAUGAAGGGGAUCAGAAACCCUGACCACUCCAGAGCAUUAAUUAAAGAAAAACUCACGGCAGACCCUGACAGUGAAAUCGCCACAACUAGUUUACGAGUCUCACUCAUGUGCCCACUUGGCAAGAUGCGCCUUACGGUACCCUGUCGAGCUGUCACCUGUUCCCACCUGCAGUGCUUCGAUGCUGCUCUAUACCUGCAAAUGAAUGAGAAGAAGCCCACCUGGAUCUGUCCCGUCUGUGACAAAAAAGCCACAUAUGAGAGUCUGAUUAUAGAUGGGCUCUUCAUGGAAAUACUCAAUGACUGCACAGAUGUUGAUGAAAUCAAGUUUCAGGAGGAUGGGACUUGGUGUCCAAUGAGACCAAAGAAGGAGACGUUAAAAGUGUCAUCUCCAUGUAUCCCAAAAAUUGAUUGUGCUGUCACAGUGAGACAAAGUGCAGUGGUGCCACCUCCAGAAACCAGCAGUACAAAAAAGGCAGACGUAAUUGACCUUACGCUAGAAAGCUCGUCUGAUGAUGAUGAUGAUGAUGAUGAGGACAGCGAUCCUCCUCUGAAAAAGCGCUGUGUUUACAUGUCAAAGGCUGAGGAGAUGCACAGCAAAGGGGUCUUGACUUAUCAGCCAUCAACUGUCCGGGUGCCAAAUGUCCAGGCGCUGGACACCUCAUACCUGACCUCCUCAAUCGCAGACUACUCGGUUCCAUUCCACCAUUCAACCUUAUCCACUAUUCCCACAGAUAUGCAAAGUCUUGAUUUAUUUUCUCUGAUUCAAGGGGACCCCCAGCAACAUUACAGAGGCCCCAUAUUUUUAGACAAUCUCUCCAGCAGCCUUCAGAGUGCCACCACCAGCGCCAGCCUGGUCUCCUCAUCCUCACAGUACGAGACGGCAACCCAUAGCAGCAGCUCGAGUCAUGAGACGGGUGUGAUCACGGGAGGAUCUUCAGGCCUAUCAGACAUUAUCUCUCUAGACUGACUCCUAGUGCAUCUUUAUUGGCCAGUCACCAAAACAACUACACUCAAGUCAG